AUGGUUUUACCAGGUGAUUUCUACAAGCAUUGCUGGGAAAUCAUCAAGCGGAUGUUCUCAUUUGCUUUUCACGCCUUCUACAUACAACACAAUGGGGCUCUGGAACAUCUUAACCGAGCACAGGUGGUGCUGAUCCCCAAGAAGGAAAUUGCGACGGAGCCAAAGGACUUCAGACCGAUAAGUCUCAUCCACUCCUUUGCAAAGUUACUGACAAAGGUGAUGGCGAAUAGAUUGGCGAUGUACAUAGAUAAGCUAACCUCUGCCUCUCAAAGUGCUUUCAUUAAAAGGAGAUGCAUACAGGAAAACUUCUUGUAUGUCAGAGGGCUAGCGCGGCACUACCACCGCACAAGAACACCUGCCUGCCUCAUCAAACUCGACAUAACCAAAGCAUUUGACUCGGUAUCAUGGGAGUACCUGAUUGAACUGCUUGCCAAAAGGGGAUUUCGACAAGAUGGUUGGACUGGCUGGCAGCGAUCCUUAGUACAUCGUCCUCGGCAAUACUACUCAAUGGUUGCCCAAGUGACAACAUCAGGCACCAGAGAGGUCUCAGGCAGGCAAGGCUUCCUAUCAAAACUAAAAGGUAAACAUGCAAGCCUCCGGAUAUCAAUGUAUGCUGAUGAUGUGAUACUACAAGACUUCCCUGGACCAAGAGUGGCUUUUCCAACGCAAUACUUAGGACUGCCUCUCACGCUUGGAAGGUUAAGAAUGGUGCACCUGCAAUACAUCCAAGAUAGAGCUAAAGAUAGGGUGGCUGGCUGGCAAGGGCGACUGCUGAAUGUUGCUGGCCGUAGGGAGUUGGUGCGCUCUGUGCUUAGCUCCCUGCCAAUCUACCUGCUGACGGUUGUGAAGGUACCCAAAAAUUUCUUGAAAGAACUAGACAAACUUCGUAGAAAAUUCUUGUGGGCUGGUGACAAGGAGCUAACUGGAGGAAAAUGCAAGGUUGCAUGGAACAAAGUAUGUACGCCAACAGACAACGGUGGUCUAGGCAUCAUCGAACUGGAAAGGUUCAGCCGUGCCCUGCGGCUUCGGUGGCUCUGGUUCUCGUGGGACGACACUAACAGACCCUGGAAAGGAAUGGAGUUGUCGGUCGACAAUAGUGACAUUGCACUCUUCAAUGUUGCUACAAGUGUGGUCUUAGGAAAUGGAAAAAAGGCUAAGUUCUGGUCAUCUCGCUGGCUACAUGCUGCAAGGCUAAUGCUCAGGCAAUGGCCAAAUGAAUAUUUCUGCCAGCUAUGUGUGAGGAACCUGGAGACGGUCUCACACCUCUUCCAAGAAUGCGGCUACUCGAGGAGUGUCUGGGACAAGGUGGGCUCCUGGAUCUCGGCGGCUGCCCUAAGGCCGACAAACUGGACACAGAUGGAAGAUCUAGGACAAUGGUAUGCUGACAUGGCCAACAAUGGAGCAAGAGAUGCAAGAGAAGGGGUACACUCGAUGAUCAUGCUGACAACCUGGGAAAUAUGGAAGGAAAGGAACAAUCGGGUUUUCCAAAGAUCCUCCAGAACACAGGAGCAAGUCUUCAGAGCCAUACAAGACGAAGCAAGAACGUGGGUACGGGCCGGAAAUAGAGGACUAGAAGAACUGUUGCCUCCAUUGGAGCAGCCUCCUGUAGAUGCUAUAAAUCCUAUGUAA
Molecule: messenger RNA, 1629 nt
Organism: Miscanthus lutarioriparius
Lineage: Eukaryota; Viridiplantae; Streptophyta; Magnoliopsida; Poales; Poaceae
Source: the annotation of a GenBank genome assembly